Rhizopus microsporus ATCC 52813 is the source of this 720-nucleotide messenger RNA. Its product is annotated as Maleylacetoacetate isomerase. Gene Ontology annotation, cellular component: cytoplasm. Gene Ontology annotation, biological process: glutathione metabolic process; L-phenylalanine catabolic process. The coding region runs from base 6 to 662 and encodes 218 amino acids. The transcript has 4 exons. Gene Ontology annotation, molecular function: maleylacetoacetate isomerase activity; glutathione transferase activity. The record is from RefSeq and is a predicted model, not a curated record. NCBI's taxonomy places the organism in Eukaryota, Fungi, Mucoromycota, Mucoromycetes, Mucorales, Rhizopodaceae.
ACACAAUGUCUGAACAAAAGCCUGUUCUUUAUGGUUACUUUAGAUCCUCUGCUUCUUAUAGAGUUAGAAUUGUCCUUGAGAUAAAGGGGAUCGAAUAUGACCAGAAGAUUGUCAACUUGCUCAAAAAGGAACAACUCUCUGAAGAAUACAAAAAAGUAGUUCCUACUCAAAAGGUGCCUGCUUUCGUUACUAAAGAAGGCAGAUUAAUUCUUCAAAGUCAAGCUAUCGUUGAUUAUCUUGAUGACGUUUACCCAGGACCAUCUUUAUAUCCCAAGGAUCCUCUUGACCGUGCUUAUGUUCGCGAAAUUUGUCAAAUUAUUGCAUGUGACAUCCAUCCUCUUCAAAAUCUGGGUGUCUUGCAACGUGUUGCCCCAGACAACCAAGAAGAACAAAAUGCAUUUGCCAGAGAGAUGAUCACAAAAGCAUUCCAUGGUCUCGAAGCACGUCUUGCUAAGGUUGCUAGUAAAUACUCUUUUGGUGAUACCUUGACGAUGGCCGAUGUCUUUGUUGUUCCCAUGGUAUAUAAUGCUAUGCGACGUGACGUUGAUAUGUCUCAAUUCCCCAUCUUGUCUCGAUUGUAUGAUACCGUAUCUGCCUUGCCCGAGUUCAAACGGGCCAGUCCUCCUGCUCAGCCUGAUUGUCCUCCUGAAUUAAAGCAAUAAAAAGUAAGGUGACACACCAUGACCCAGCCCUUAUUCAAAUCGAAUUUUAUGCAACCUG